ACCAGGUUUCUAUAAGUGCACAAUUUUGUCUGAGUUUUUAGCUUGCUUUAUCGAUUUGUGAAAAAUCUUUAUUUCUUCGAGGAUUUUCGAGGUCUACGGACACGUCGGAAAGCGCUCCUUCGAGUGGCGACGAAACCCGAGUCGGAGGACUCGCGGGGACGAACAUUCCUAAAAGAAGGGAAGGAAAAGGAGAAGGAGAAGGAGGAGAAGGACAACGACGACAACGACGUAAUCUCCAGGACCAGGGUCUCGACGAUACGCUCGUCCAUGGGUUACGCAACAUGUAACGCGACCGAUACACCUUCCAUCAUCAGCGUUACGUUGUCACGUCGGGGUUGCAGGAAUGAGAGCUCGAUGACGAUGCGCCUUUUCGAAGCGCUGCCGAGGUUAUGAGAGUGCAUCCCGCAUCCCGACCAUCGCCAGGGGAUUUCGCGUGCUUCGCGUCGCGUUCGUUCCACAGUGUUCCGAACUCAUAAACAUAGUACUUGUACUCUACACCGCGUGCGUUCGCGAGAGAACCGCGAGAGCCAAGUGACACGGAGUGACAAGUUGGUGACGAUCUCGGGAUUUCCAUCCGUCGAACUCGGUCCCUGGGGGCCUGUCGCGUGGUGUGAAACUCGGGAAUAGACAUCAUUUCGUGAGAAAAAGGUCGCCCCCGUAAACCCAGACCCCUCUCUCGCGAAGGACAGACUCUCCGAGUGUUUACGUUAUCGAGUGUUAUCGUGUUCGCACCAGGGCGCCAUUUUCGAUCGCUCGAGCGAGCGACGUGACUCUAGUCGGCGAGAGACGUGACCGUAGCGGUGCGCGUGUCGAGUAUUUGAGACUCGGAACUUCGAGACUCGGAGCUCCCCUCGCCGCGUCCCCCAUUCCCCCCUCCCCCGGCUGUCCCCGCGAUCGCGUGUGAAUCGUGCGUGCAUCGUUUACUCGAUCUCGGGUGAAUUGUGUGUACAUAUAAAUGGCGGCUGACGAACGAUGGUACUUUACGAGAGAGCAGCUUGCAAACACGCCGAGCAGGAGGUUCGGCAUCGACGCCGACAAGGAGCUGAGCUAUCGGCAGCAGGCGGCCAACUUCAUUCAGGACAUGGGACAAAGACUUGUGGUGUCGCAAUUAUGUAUCAACACAGCUAUAGUUUACAUGCACAGGUUCUAUGUGUUCCAUUCGCUAACCCAGUUCCACAGGAAUGCUAUUGCUGUGGCGUCACUUUUUUUAGCGGCAAAAGUAGAAGAACAGCCAAGGAAAUUAGAACAUGUCAUCAAAAUGGCUUACAUGUGUCUUCACAGAGAGCAAGCACCACCUGACAGUAGGUCCGAUGUAAGUUUCAAGAACAAUAAAGUACAAUUUCUUGAACAGGCUCAAGAUUUGGUGUUCAAUGAAAAUGUUCUCCUACAAACAUUAGGAUUUGAUGUUGCCAUUGAUCAUCCACACACUCAUGUUGUUAGAUGUUGUCAACUGGUAAAAGCAAGCAAAGAACUGGCUCAAACUUCAUAUUUCAUGGCAUCUAAUAGUUUACACUUGACAACAAUGUGUCUGCAAUAUAAGCCCACAGUUGUUGCUUGCUUUUGCAUACAUCUUGCAUGUAAAUGGUCUAAUUGGGAGAUACCCCAAAGUACCGAAGGAAGACAAUGGUUCUGGUAUGUAGAUAAGACUGUAACUGCAGAUUUACUUCAAGAACUCACAGACGAAUUCUUACACAUAUUUGACAAGUGCCCCUCAAGAUUGAAAAGGAAAAUUAUGAGUAUUUCCGCAAGUCAGAGCCCAAGCAUUCAUCAUCCAAGUCUCCCAAAUUCCCCAUUUGAUACCGAACCACGUAGAGUACAAUCUCCGGCAGUACCAACGGACAGUGCUACUGCUGCCGCCGUCGCUCAUUUAAUUCGUUCUCAUCAUUCGGUGGAUAAUACUGCUCCUGCUGCCGCUCAUUCAAAUCGAUCCCAUCAUACAACAGACAAUGUAGCUUCUACUUCUACCGCUACCGCCUCUGUUGCUGCUGUCGCUCAUUCGAGUCGGUCUCAUCAUACGACGGACGGUGCCGUCGCUCAUUCAAGUCGUUCUCAUCAUACGACAGAUGGUACUGUCGCAGUCGGUCAUUCAAGUCGUUCGCAUCACACGCAGCAGGAAAAACAGGAUGAGAAGAAAAUUGGGACCGUUGCAGGACUAUCGACAUCAAGGGCGGCGAUAGAUUAUCGAGAGUAUCGUGAAAAGAAGGAACGUGAACGUUUGGAACGGGAAAAGGCGGCGACAAUUGGAUCCCAUAUCGCCGAUCCUAACAAACCUCCUCAUCAUUCGCACCAUCACAAGCCCAUGUCGAACGUAAGCAUCCCGAGUAAGCAUCAGAUACCAGUGCAAAAGACGAAUCUUCAUCAUAAUCAUCAUCAUCGACCGGAUAUGAAGGUCGGUCAACCAGUGCCACAGAGACAUUCCGCUAGUGGUCAUCCUAAUCGCGAUCCUAAUAGACAACGAUUAUCGAGAGAACAUAAUACUGGUGUAACUGGCACAAGCGCUAGUAUUGUGCAUUCGUCACAUGCUCACGUUAAUUUAGAAAGUUCCUCGUCCGAGUCUGUGUCUCAUCGAUCGGACGCCAGCAGCGUUACGCAAGAGUCGGGAUAUGGUACUUCACAAGAGAAGAUAAGUAACAACAAUCACAGUGGACAUAGACUGAACGCACUUGAUAGUAAACAUCAAGCGCACGACAAGAGAUUAUACCGAGAAGAUCCGCGACUCAAAUCUGCCAAAUAUCCAGAUAUAAAUAAAAUCGAGAAUCAACGACGAAAAACAGAAACGUUAGAACAAAGAUGCGAGGAAGUGCGAAAGCUAAUCGAGAAACCGUUGCCGCCGCCGAAGCAAGCGGACAUGCCAUACCUAAUGAAUGCGCAACAGAAACAACAGGCGCAUCAUUCCAAAUAUAAUCAACAGCAAGACAAAUCUCAAAAUAGCUCAUUCACGGCCGAUACAAAGCAUGUGACGACGAUCGGUCAGAAUGCGCUUUCUCAGGAUGUAUCGCCGAGUGCUUCGUCGUCACAGAUGGCUCAAAAGUCUGCACCUAAGGCACAAAUAUACAAUCAACAUACCGCGCAAGGUGUAUCCCAGAUUCUCAAGGACACCAUCAAAAAUGGCAAUUCCCAAUCCUGUCUGAAUUUGAAUAACAUGGAUGAUCCGAAAUCGGAGAAACGACCACGAACGAUCGCGCACGAGGAUCCUACGGAGAGAAAUUCUAUCGACGUGCAGCAGAGUUCGCACUUACAUACACCGCCUAGCAAGCAUAGGUCACUCUUCAGUCCAGAGACGCCAACCACGCCUAGAGAAUCGCAUGUUCAAAGUAGCGCGAGGCCUAAAUCAAAGCAAAAGAUGCCACUCUCCGCAACCACGAAAGUGAAAGAACGCGUGUCACCGUUUGCAAAUUCUCCGACUUCGCAAGAUACGUCAGCGAUGAAACGUUCAUCUUCCAGCGAUGGAAUGACGUUCGCACAUAAGAGAUCUCGUACGUCGAGCAUUGGUGAGAACGAACAGCCCGUGAAAAUUAAAACAGAGAUAAAGACGGAAGAUACAUCCGGUCUGGAAGCGAUGAAAAUGUUUAGUCGCGUACCUGAUCUGAUACAACCAAUACGCGACAAUAACAGAAGUAGCAGCGCAUCGUCUGUCAUUAAUGAUCUGAAGCCCCCGGAACUCAUAAAACCGUUCGAAUCGGAUCCGCCGCGUUUUAAUGCGAUCGCGCAACAGAAAACCUCAUCUCUUAACGUGCACGCCCUGACAAAUGGUAUGGAUCUUAACGUAGAACAGGAAUUUCCGGAACAUCGCGUGAAAAAAGAGGCCUUGGAGUAUUAUAAGAAGAAGGAACAACCCAGGCUUUCGGAAUUGCCGCUGCAUUCUCACUUGCAACCGAAAGUCGAAUAUUCAUCGCCGAUCAAAUCCGCACAAAGUAUAAGUGCGUUACUCCAAGAACCAUUGGCACCGAUGCCAUCGCUGUUGCAGAAUCUGCAACAAAUUAGUAGUCAAGUAUCCUGUCAGCAAGGGCAUCAGGAACAAUUACAACAGCAUCAGCAACAACCUAUUCAUCAUUCGUUGACGGAUCAUCAGCUAACAGUGACAACUCCUUGCCUGUCUAUACCCACUGUGAGCGAUACUUUCACGUCAAUAGCCUCGACAGUUGAUAUCAGUGUUUUUUCCGAUAGUAUGCCAAUGAUGCUAUCAAAUAGUAACAACAAUAUGACGGAACCAACAACCUCCGAAUUGGUUCACACAGUGACGAUAGUUCCUUCGACCGAAGAGAAGCGGUCUGAACACCACAAGAGUGAGAAGAAAAAGAAAAAGGAAAAGCACAAGCACAAAGAUAGAGAGAAGAGUAAGGAGAAACAUAAGCACAAACACAAGGACAAGGUUAAAGAGAGGCAUCGGGAGAAAAAAGAGAGGAACGAGGAAACACCGGCGGCGGCGCCCAUCAGGAUCACGAUCCCGAAGGACAAGUUGAACCUAAGCACGGAAACAUCGUCGAGUAUGCUUAGUACAAGUUCCAACUCGUUGGAAAAUAAGAACAUAUCGCCGCAGGGCACGGGUUUGAAGAUCAAAAUUCCAAAGGAACGACUCAAGGGCACCGACAAUGUGCCUAAUUCACCCGCGCAGCUGCCGAUGGUGCAGGGUUCGUUAAAGAUCAAAAUACGUAAACCAAAUACCGACGGUAUUUCCAGGAGUUCCGCGCCGCUGCCGCCGCCAUCGUCGACAAACGGUUCGAGCUCUGCCCAAUUUUCUUCCGAAUCAUCUACGAACGAACCGGCGACGCGGAAGCGUUGCAUCGAGAUGACCGGCAACAGUUCGGUGACCCCCUGUAGCGGUCCCCCGCUACCUACGACAAAGAAGCAGACGAUGAUGAUACCCGCGACGAGUUACAGCCAAAGCCAUCGACCUGGAGAAAGGCAGAACGGCAGACAUUAUAACUCCGGCAGCAAUAAUAAGGUACGUGGUAGAGGCGGCCGUCAGCAUUACGACGGCCGCGGUCCUCCGCCACCACCACAUCACGCGGCUGCCGGUCAGCGCGGUAGCGUAGGUGGUCACUACCAGCGUGACAAAUACGAUAAUGGCCGUGGUAGCCGCGAUCAUCAACAUCAUCAGGCUCCCUAUUCCCAUCAAUCCCAUCACCCUUCGGCCGGGGUGCGCGGUGAUGUUCGCGGGACUGCUGGCUACAUCGAUCAAGCCGCAGAAUAUUUUUACGCCAACUAUCCAGCGUCGAUACACUUUGGUGCACCCGCUAGGUACAUGUACGAUCCUGCGUAUCAGCAAUACUACCAGCAACAAUUUCAGCAAUCGCAGUAUCCAAUGUACCCAGCGGGGAGUGCCCUGAUAGUGACACCGGACGGCGGUACGAUUAACACGUCGAUGCCGCCGCCGUCCUUACUUCCGAAUCUCUAUCAGAAUCGGCAAAAUGUAGGGCACCAUUCUCAAUCGGCCGCUCGGCAGGAUGAUGCGCAGUUGCUGCCUCCACCGCCGCUUGAACCGCCACCAUCUCCACCACCUCUGCCGAGCGGACCGCCGCCCCCGCCUCCUCCUCCCCCACCCCCCACCCAUAUGCCGGAGUAA
This is a messenger RNA of Camponotus floridanus (Florida carpenter ant), 5566 nucleotides long. Its product is annotated as cyclin-T. The record is from RefSeq and is a predicted model, not a curated record. Gene Ontology annotation, molecular function: cyclin-dependent protein serine/threonine kinase activator activity. Lineage: Eukaryota; Metazoa; Arthropoda; Insecta; Hymenoptera; Formicidae. Bases 956 to 5566 code for a protein of 1536 amino acids. The transcript is spliced from 8 exons. Gene Ontology annotation, cellular component: nucleus; cyclin/CDK positive transcription elongation factor complex. Gene Ontology annotation, biological process: regulation of transcription by RNA polymerase II; positive regulation of DNA-templated transcription, elongation.